This is a messenger RNA of Dicentrarchus labrax (European seabass), 5086 nucleotides long. RefSeq names its product phosphatase domain containing paladin 1a (gene pald1a). The record is from RefSeq and is a predicted model, not a curated record. The coding region runs from base 457 to 3060 and encodes 867 amino acids. The transcript has 20 exons. Lineage: Eukaryota; Metazoa; Chordata; Actinopteri; Moronidae.
ACACAAAUCCCAGCAUGCGCGAGGAGCCUUGCACCUUAUGCACAAGCGAUGCAUACAAAAAAGUAACAAAAAACCAGCAAAGGAGCUUGCCGUCACCCAUUUAAACCUCCGACGGAGAGCUGUAUCCCCUCCCCUCCCCUCUGCUAAGUGCCUGUCUGGGAUCUGUCCUCACUGAAGGACACGUUCAUUGACUCGCUUUAUAAGGACGCCUUAAUGAUGCGAGACCGCAGCCUGCAGUAGUGUGAUCAGCGGGCAGAAACAGAUUGCCUCACAGAUCAGAGAGAGAAAGAGAUGCCAUCAAGGAUGUCUGACUGAGACCGGUGCGGCUGCCUGCUGGAAAGCUGUCAUUUUGGUUAUUUUUAACCCACUGUUUUCUUUUUUUCAUUGUGUUCCUCAGAGACUCAAGCACCUCUCGGAUGGUGGACUGAUCAGCUGAAUGUCAGCUGCUUGUGGAGCAUGGGUACAACUGCCAGUGCCGCACCACAACCUGUAACCGUAGCGUCGCCACUUGUCCAUGGCAACGGGAUGGCCAACAGCAGGCAGUCUCUUAGCAUGAGCCCCUUCCAGACAGUCAACAUCCACAACAACAAGGCCAAGUCCAUUAUCACCAACAAAGUCGCACCUGUCGUCAUCACGUAUAAUUGCAGACAGGAAUUUCAAAUUCACGAUGACAUACUCAAGACCAACUACAAAGUUGGUCGGAUAUCGGACACCAUGCCCGAGCACUACCUGGUGCAGGGGGAGUACUUCAUGGUCCAGGAUGUGUACAGCAAGGCAGAUGUCCUCAAUACCACGGGCAGCUAUGGAGCACCCAACUUCCGCCAAGUCAAGGGGUCUUACCCUCUGUAUGGGAUGGGUCAGCCGAGCCUGAAUGGCUUCAAACAGGUUCUUCAAAGGCUCCAGGCGCAAGGACACGAGGAGGUUAUAUUCUUCUGUGUACGAGAGGAGCCGGUGGUUUUUCUGCACAAGGACGACGACUUUGUGCCGUACACCCCCAGGAGGAAGGAAAACCUACAUGAGAACCUUCAUGGCCUGGAAGAGGAGGAGCUGGUGGAGGGCCUGGAGCUCACCAUCAGGAAGGAGCUCCACGACUUUGCCAAGCUCAACGAAAACAUCUUCUACGUCUACAAUGACAUAGAGUACUUCAAAGACGAGCCGCAGAAGAUCUCCAUCACGUGUGAGGAGGACAUCCAUGUGACUGAAGAGGUCUAUAAGAGGCCUAUGUUCACCAUGCCGGCCUACAGGUACUACAGAUUACCACUACCAAUGGAGGGAGCGCCAUUGGAAGAAGACUUUGACGCAUUUGUUAACAUACUCAGGGAGAGCACCAGCUUGUCUCUGGGCCACGAUGUGUCCCGGCUGCCUGCUCUGCUCUUCAGCUGCCAGGUGGGCGUUGGCCGCACCAACCUAGCCAUGAUCCUGGGCACACUGGUCAUGAAUCGCCUGAGGGGUGAUUCACAGCCGCAGCCUCAAGUUGAGGAAGCAGCUGCUUCAGAGCCCAAACCACUGUUCCAGGUCAUCCAGUCUCUGAUCAACAAGCUGCCUAAUGGACAGCAGGUCAUGGAGGAGGUUGACCAGGCUAUCGCCCUGUGUUCAGAAAUGCACAACAUAAAAGAAGCAAUAUAUGAGAACAGGAGUAAGCUGGAAGGGAUUGGUGAAGAUUAUCAAAUUCAGGGAAGCAGUACCAAAGACUACUUUCUCAACAGAACCAUGCAGAGCUUGGAGCGCUACUUCUACUUGAUUGUAUUUAACGCGUACCUUCACGAACAGUAUCCUCUUGCCUUUGUGUCCAACUUCAGCCAGUGGAUGUGCUGCCACACGUGGCUGUACAGGUUACUGGCCUGCAUGGACCUAUCAGAGCUGUCAGCCCCGGCUGAGCUGGUCACCAAAGGAGCUCGGGUCUUGGUUGCUGAGGAGUGCUUUGCUCCGGAUGUGCUCGGCACACUGAAAGAGAUGAAGGCGGUCAACUUUAGACGAGUGCCCAAGAUGCCUGUAUAUGGAGUGGCUCAGCCGACAUCAGAGGCUACUGGGGCAGUUUUGGCCCAUCUGACGGAUGAAAAGAGGAAACAUAGCCACGUGUUGUGGGUCAACUUGCAGGAGGAGCUGGUGCUGGAAGGGAAUAGUCAAAUUUUUACACCAAGAGAGCCGUCGUGCCCGGACCAGCACAUUUCUAUCCCAUCGUCUGACCCAGAGUUAAUAGAGAAACUGGAGACCUCUCUGAAGGAGGAGAUUCUGAGGGCUCAGAAGUGGCUUGAGGUGACACUUGAGCAGGAGAAACAGAUGAAGAUGUUCAAAAGCUGCCUGACAGUCCAGGAGAUCUUCAACCAGCACAAAAGCACCCACCAGGGCCUCGUCUACAAACGCAUCCCUCUGCCGGACUGCAGCGCGCCCAGGGAGGAGGAGUUUGAUAAGCUGUUGGAGGCCAUGAAGAGUGCCUUGGCUGAGGACUCUCACUCAGCCUUCGUUUUCAACUGCUCUAACGGCAAAGGCAGGACCACAACUGGCAUGGUUGUUGCCAUUCUGACUCUCUGGCACUUUAAUGGUUUUCCAGAGUUUGCUGAUGAUGAAAUUGUGAGUGUUCCUGAUGCUAAGUACACAAAAGGAGAAUUUGAGGUUGUGAUGCAGCUGGUGCGUCUGCUCCCCGACGGCCACAGAAUGAAGAGGGAGGUGGACAUGGCCCUGGACUCUGUCAGCGAGACCAUGACCCCCAUGCACUACCAUCUGAGAGAGGUCAUCAUCUCCACGUACAGACAGAUCAAAAGUGGUAAAACGGAGAAGGAUUGUCAGCAGCUGCUGCUGAAGAGCCUGCAGUACCUGGAGCGCUACAUUUACCUCAUCCUCUUCAACACAUACCUGCAUCUAGAGAAGAAAAACUCCUGGCAGCGCUCCUUCACUCUCUGGAUGGAACAGGUGGCUGCCAGAGCCGGAGUUUAUGACAUCCUCAACCAGCUGGGCUUCUCCGAGUUUGAAAACCUGAGGGACACGCCGUUGGCCAGGCUGCGCUGCCGCUGGAAACAGCAAAACAUUCAGUCACUUCCUUUCCGAGGGGAGUUCAUCUGAGAGAGAAUCACUGUGAACGCAGCAAGACAGUACUGUGCUUUUCAGAAUAAAAGACAUUUACAUUAACAUUGUUAUGCCUUCUAUAUUUACCCCUGUAUUAUUAUGCAUAUCUUCUCUUCAUUUAUUGUUUGUGUUACUGCUCUUUUUUUGUUUUUCAAACUCACUGGCGAUGUUAACAUUUUGAUGUUGUUUCUAUGAGUCUUAGCAGAAUGUUGCUCCUAUAUUAGAAGUUGAUAUUUGUGCCUUUGCCUUUUUUCUUUUAAAUCAAUGGUAGAAUUUCAGUGUACUAAUAUUUGUUACUUUUUUCAAAUCAAGGCUAAAAAAAAAUGUCCUUAUGUGUUCUCACUUUUGAAGAUGAGACAACCUUCUGUUAGAACAAGACGAGAGUUAAGUGUUGUUAUGGAGGAGAGGAGCAAAUUCCACUGUGUCAGCCAACAAUUUUGGUUAUAUGUCACAACUGUUUGCUCUUUCGUGACCUGAUAUUUUUCUUGAGCCCUGUCCUUUUCUGCCCAGCACAGCUGUCAUCAGUGACUGUGCACUUUGACAUGAGGUUUUUCAGUUUUUGAUAGGGUUCCCUUUGUACAUAUGAAAGCUGUUGUUAUUUAAAUGUUAAUGUGUCCUUAAGGUUUUUUAAAGCUGAUCAGAGUCAAUGUUUUUGAUAUGAUUUUAAAUAUGGUGUUGGCCAUAGUUUCUUUAUCGACAGCAUAACACCAGUAAUCUGUUGUACCUGUUUUGUUUUUUUACAUUCAUUUACAUGUGCGAUACAGGUACUAGCAGUACAGCAUGUCAGGAUUUUUUUUAUGCUUAUUUGAUUUUACUUCAAAACUGUAAAUGUGUCUUUUGUAUUUGUAAACAUUGGAGCAAUGUUGCUUAAAAAUUGCUAAAUGUAUACUCUGAGACUCCUUUAAAGUCCCAUGAAAUUGUAACUUCACUUCCUCAAUGUCAUGUGAAGAACCAGAGAUAUUACUUUUUUAUAUUCUACGCGUUUUUCUUCCUCACAAAAAACCUGCCGGAGAAGAUGAGGAGAAGGCUAUGGAGGUCUGGUGCGCUCACUUCUUUUAAACUCCGCACCCACCAGAUUUUUCAACUUCAAGUCUUCAACUCCAAGCUGACUCAACUGACAUAUCUUGAGGACAUUUAUCAGACUUCAUACAGCCACAAAAAGGCUUUAUACAUUCUCAGGUCUUUGAGUACUCCCAAAGACCUGUAAACAGACUUUGAUGUGUAAAAUUGGUUCCCCUUUAAUCAGCUCAGCUCUCACAGACUUCACGACCCCUGCCAGUAAACGAUUACAAUGUCUUCGACAUCGCCAGUCCAUCAGCAGGGAUCAAAUUAUACAUCUGUAAAAAUGUAUUUUUGGAAACAGCCAGGCCCUCAAAUACUUGCUGUAACUGGGGUUAAAAACUCUUGGUAUCAAUUGGUGAAGGAAAAAUAUACCAUUUAAUAACUGCAUCUUAGUGGCAUCAACGGAAGGCUUUUUAUGCCAGUUAUUAAGAGUGCCUACAUUUAUGGAAUAACUCUUACUGUACAGUAUUUCUUUAACAGUCUUAACACUUUUGUUUGUCUAUUUUGUUCUUUAAUUUGCCAAUGUGUUUAGCUGUAAAGUAAUUUGUAGCUCAAAGUGUGCUUUUAAAAACCACGAUUCCUGCCUUUAAACAACAAAGAUAAGCCAGGAAAAAAAAAAUCCUUCCUCCAGAUGCCUCUUGUAAGUAUUUUUUUCUUACUGUCAAUUUGUGAAAGCAUUUGCACUGUAUGUAAUUGAUUCAGACUAAUUGAGGUAAAAUAUUGUGAUGAUUGAUAAUUAAAAGAGCAACCAUUAUGAACCAAUCUUUGUGUAAUUUGAUAACAUAAGAACAUACAUGUGCAGGUUGUAAUAACACCCUAACGUCUUAGCUAUGCACCUAAUUUAAUGUUCAUUUUAAGAGGCACCCAUUAUAGAAGCAAUGCAUUACCCUUUAUUCACUGUAUGUGCCACUUACUUUCUUUUUGUUUGGGGGGGUAAAAUAAAUAAUUCAGAUAGAUUUAA